UGCAGACUGUGGUAGUAGUGUAUGAGACACGGGGUGGCGGGUAGUGUCGCCCUAGAUGCAUGGGGAGGUUAUCGCGCGUGAUAUUGGCGAAAAAGCGAUGGCCACUCCAACAUCCGGGUCUCCUCACUAAGGUUCAUUGUCCCUACCCAACCCAGGUAUUCACAAAGUUAUCCCCUCGCCACCCCUAAGCAAGGUUCGUCACCUACCGCGAUAAAGUGUGAUCAAGCUGACGUCACUUUAGUGUUCUGCUGAGGGUGGGCUUCACGUGGGAAAGAAAAAUUCCGAUCCCCCCGUGAAGCCGUGCGCCACAGCACACAAAAUCUACCUCCCGACACUUUUCGGUGAGAUGAAAUCUCAGCACGGGCCAGGUGCAAGACCAACCUGAUUGGCCUACCGUUUGACGGAGAAGGCGGGGCCAAAGGCUCGACGCGUGAGAGCUGUGGCCCCAGAGAGAGAGAGAAAAAGAGGAUGAGAGAGAGAAAGCAGCGGCUUCAGACUGCUAGUGUAGAGCGGGGCUGAUGAUGGUGGCGGAAAGGCGACGGCUCGCCAGAUGAAGUUGCAUUCUGAUGCUACGGAGUGGGGUACGUGAGCGCGCGCGUGCGUGUGGUGUGUAGGGGGCUCCUGCCGCGUUCUGCUACCGAGGAGCCGCGCCGAUGAGGCUGAGUCGCUGAGGAGGAUAGCGACCACAGCAUCGCUGUUAUUAUUACACGGGCGCGGGUCAAGACAAGUGCUCGGAAAGUGACGGAGAGAAGGAAAAAGAGUUUUGGAGCCAACGCCAGGCUUGUCGUCAUCAGUCGAUGCCUCUGUAGAGGCGAGGAGUUUUAGUCACGUGUGCGACGACGGAAGCCUGUUGACCAGUGCGUGUUAUCGUUCGUUAAGAGUGUACUGCAAGUUAGGAGGCGCUGACGGUCAUCCCCAGGUGCCUAGGAACAGGAGGUGGUGAUAAGAGUGAACGUGGAAGUACAAGGCAGGUUCAUGCCUAGCAGUAUAGUGGAAAACAGCAGAACUGGAAAUAAAGGAUAAGGAACUACCUAUAUACUACGGAGCGUGGUCUCGCUGGACAUGACACCUGAUUAGCAGCGUGAAACUUGCAGGCAGAUUUCCGGUCGCCAUGGUGACGGUGCGUUCCCAAAUCAUGGUAGGGUGGUUCCCCUACAUCAAACGAAGCCCAUUAAAGUUGUUUUUAGCAAGAGCACUGAUCGUCGGCCUGAUUUGCUCCUGGAACCCUGCGGCUGCGGAUUUGGUGUAUACUGUCCCGGAGGAGUUGCCCCCUGGAAGUCAUAUAGGCUACCUAGCGGAGGACACGGACCUGCGGCAGUAUGUCAGCGCUGAGAACCUCCCUACCCUCCGAUACAGCUUCCUGGCUAGCGACUCGGACCACGUGGGUCUAUUCCGUCUGAACGAGGCCACAGGAGAGUUGCGCACGGCACCUCAAGGACGCUUGGAUCGCGAGGCCGUCUGCCCCUUCUUGACCCAGUGUUUGCUGAGCCUUCAGGUUGCUAUCCAAUCCACGCUGGACCAGUUCUUCAGGAAGGUAUCGGUGAACAUAAACGUCACUGACAUCAACGACAACUCGCCGGUAUUUCCGGCCCCUUCUACGUCUGUUGUUGUCUCCGAGUCCGUACAGGUUCCUUCCAGCUUCCCUCUUCCCUCCGCCCAAGACUUGGACACCGGGCCACACCAUUCGCUUGGCCGGCUAUCCAUCGUGCCGGAUAACGGGCCCUUCGCCGUCUCAUGGUCCCCGGACAACCCAGGUCCCAUGCUGGUGGUGAAGGAAGAGUUGGACAGGGAGCUUACUCCCCGGUACCAGGUGCAGGUUAUUGCCCGCGACGGUGGUCAGCCUCCCCGUACGGGUGCGCUGCUGGUGAACAUCACUGUGGGAGACGAGAACGAUAACGUACCGCGGUUCACGCUCAGCAGCUACUCCAUCACGGUCAACGAGGACGUCCCGCGCGGCCACGUUCUCCUCAAGAUGACCGCCACAGACGAGGACUCCGGCCCCAACGGCCAGGUCCGGUAUCGUCUCAGCUCCCAGCAGUCCAGUGACGUCACCUCCAUGUUCUCCAUCGACGCCAUCACCGGCGAGCUCAGCGUCGUCGGCGACAUCGAGAACGGGCGGGAGGGGUACGAGCUGAUGGUGGAAGCUCGUGAUCUGGGAUCGCCUCCCUUCACCGCCUCAACCACCGUCUCCAUCACCGUCAGGGAUACCAUCAACAGCAAGCCGAAGCUAACCGUCAGCCUCCUCAGAGGUGAUGGGUUUUCUACCAUAUCCGAGUACGCCUCGCUUGGAGCUGUGGUGGCGCAUAUAGCGGUGCGGGAUCCGGAUGGUGGCAGGAAUGGGAUCGUGCAGUGCCGGAUGGAACCCCAGCCGUACUUCGAGCUUCAGGGCUUUGACAUCAAAGAGUACAAAGUCAUCGUGGCGAGACAGCUGGACAGAGAGACUGUUGCCGCCCACAAUGUCACGGUGGUGUGCACGGAUGCCGGGGUGCAGCCGCAGUCCGCAUCCACUCGUUUCGAAGUUCGUGUGACAGACGAGAACGACAACAGUCCGCGUUUCUCCAAGCGGCAGUUUCGGGUGGAUCUACCCGAGAACAGCGUGCAAGGCCGCAGCUUGCUGACGGUGACCGCUUCAGAUGCUGACGCUGGCGACAACGGAAGGGUGCGCUACAGCCUGCACCCGGAUGCGCGAGGUCGUUUCGUCAUUGCCCCGGACUCCGGGGUCAUCGUCACGCACGACGACUUCGAUCAUGAGACAGAGCCAGAGGUCAACUUCACCGUCAUCGCCACCGACGGUGGCGACCCCCCUCGCAGCGACGCAGCCACCAUCACGGUCUCCAUCACCGAUGUCAACGACCAGCGACCAUCGUUCUCGCGGGACACCUUCUCCUUUUCCGUGUCGGAGGCCGCGCUGCGGGGCGCCAUCGUUGGCCGUGUAACGGCCAGCGACUUCGAGCAGGGUCUGAACGGGCAGGUGGACAUCAGUCCAGACAUCCCAUCCAUCGCGCGUACGCCCUUCACCGUACUGCCUAACGGCUCCGUGGUGCUAACCGGUCCGCUGGACCAUGAGUUCGUGACCUUCUACGUUUUCAACGUGACGGCCCGCGCGGGCAUGCCGCCGCUCAACGACACGGCGCAGGUGCAGAUCUCCGUCAUCGACGAGAACGACAAUCGCCCUCGUGUGACUUAUCCUAACGGCUCGGACCUGGUGGUGUACGUCUCCAUGGAUGACGACAUUGCACGACCGGUAGCCAUGGUGCAGGCGGAAGAUGCGGACAGCGGCCUGAACGGUCAGCUGCAGUUUAUCGUCACGGCGCGCAACGACAGUGGACGGUUUGACGUCGACGCCAAUAGCGGCGAGGUCUUUAUCACGCGGGCUCUGGGAUCUGGUGACAUCAACACCUACCGCCUGCAGGUGCUGGUGCAGGACUCUGGGUCACCUCCCUUGCCAGCCGUGCGCCCUCUCACAAUUUGGGUGCAUGCCGGGAAUGGAACUGGGGGUCAGUCCGGCGCACAGGUGGGUGACCAUUACCUUCUCAUCACCCUAGCCAUUGUCUGCAUAACCAUCAUCCUCAGCGCCGUAAUUGUGCUCAUCAUCGUGGUGAUGCGCCGCAUGGACCGGAGGCACAAAGGGCGGGUGGCCCCUAUGCAUAUUCAUAACACGCGCGUGCUGGGGUCAUACGCGGACACGGUCAAGGCCGACAACAUGCACAAUGAAUGUGUGGAUGGGAUCCACGAAAAAGAGUGGGGAGGAGGAGGCUUCGAAACAUUUCGGGAAAGGCCUUAGUGAAGAGGACGCAGACUUUGGAUUCUCGCCGCUAGGGGGCAGUAGCAUGGAAGGUGGAGGACCGGGCGAGAGCAACAAGCUCAGCAUGUCGUCUGACAACUUAUCGAAUCAACAACCAGUGGAGGACGCGCCAGGGCCUCCGGCUUCCCAGCUUCCGGUCACAGCGAGCCACGACAAUGAUCUCGAUCUGGAAGCCUUGCAAAUUCACCAGAUGCUCCUUCAAUCGUAUCACGAAUCAAAUUCUGCGUCGACCACAGCCGCUUAGCAUCUCUACACGACCCAAGCUUUCUGUCAACCAUGCCGGGUUCGAGCCACCAUCUCUACGCCAACAGUCACAAUCCAGUCCGAAACGCCUACAGCUACAACCCCUCCAAAUCCAG
This is a messenger RNA of Pomacea canaliculata, 4164 nucleotides long. RefSeq names its product protocadherin-1-like. Gene Ontology annotation, molecular function: calcium ion binding. Gene Ontology annotation, biological process: homophilic cell-cell adhesion. The record is from RefSeq and is a predicted model, not a curated record. Gene Ontology annotation, cellular component: plasma membrane. NCBI's taxonomy places the organism in Eukaryota, Metazoa, Mollusca, Gastropoda, Architaenioglossa, Ampullariidae.